Messenger RNA from Tachyglossus aculeatus (Australian echidna), 2383 nucleotides. Its product is annotated as translocon-associated protein subunit alpha-like. The transcript is spliced from 9 exons. Gene Ontology annotation, cellular component: endoplasmic reticulum membrane; endoplasmic reticulum. NCBI's taxonomy places the organism in Eukaryota, Metazoa, Chordata, Mammalia, Monotremata, Tachyglossidae. The record is from RefSeq and is a predicted model, not a curated record. The coding region runs from base 41 to 916 and encodes 291 amino acids.
UAGUGGAGUUCCGUGAAGCGGCGGAGGUCACUGAGGCGCCAUGAGACCCCUUCCGCGGCUGCUCCUGCUCGUGCUGCUGGCCGUCCCCGCCACCGUGCUUCUCGGGGGCGGCGCCGGAGGGACACUGGUAUUGGCCCAAGAUUCUACAGAAGAUGAAGAAGCAGUAGAAGGUACAGUGGUUGAAGAUGAGGAUGAUGAAGCAGAGAUUGAAGAAGAUGAACCUACAGAUUUGGCAGAAGAUAAAGAGGAAGAAGAUCUGUUUGGUGAGCCUAAAGCCUCAUCUAAUGCUGAUACAACUAUCUUGUUUGUAAAAGGAGAAGAUUUUCCUGCAAACAGCAUUGUGAAGUUCCUAGUGGGUUUCACAAAUAAGGGUUCUGAAGAUUUUGUGGUUGAAUCCCUGGAUGCCUCCUUUCGUUAUCCUCAGGAUUACCAAUUUUUUAUCCAGAAUUUUACAGCCCUUCUUCUCAACACUGUGGUGCCGUCCCAGAAGCAGGCUACAUUUGAGUACUCUUUCAUCCCUGCAGAACCAAUGGGUGGGCGCCCAUUUGGUUUAGUUAUCAAUCUGAUCUACAAGGAUAUAAAUGGAAAUGUUUUCCAAGAUGCUGUUUUCAAUCAAACUGUCACAAUUGUUGAAAAGGAGGAUGGCCUGGAUGGAGAAACGAUCUUCAUGUACAUCUUCCUUGCUGGACUUGGGUUACUUAUCAUUGUUGGUCUGCAUCAACUUCUAGAAUCCAGAAAGAGGAAGAGACCAGUACAGCAAGUCGAAAUGGGUUCCUCAAACCAGAAUGAUGUUGACAUGAGCUGGAUUCCUCAAGAAACUUUAAAUCAAAUCAUGCACAGUAGAAGAGAUAAAGCUUCACCUAGACGCUUACCCCGGAAAAGGGUACAGAAAAGAGCAGUGGGUUCAGAUGAAUAAAUUGAAAUAUGUGCAGCAAUUUAAUUUUUACUAAACUGUCCUCACUUUUUGGGGCCUGGUGGGAAUUAGGUGCAGAGAAGCCAUAUCCACAUAUGAAGAAAUUACAUCUUAAACUUUUGGACUGAGUAAUCAGAAUCUGGUGGUGAUAAUAUUGCUGUAAAUGCACUUCAUUUCUUUUUCUUAAAAAAGCCCUACAAAUCUUGUUUUUUUAAGCCUUGAGAUCUGUGUGUGGGUGUUUAAGCAGUUGGUUUUAAUAGAAUCACUGGUAUGCCUCAUGGUAUAUGCCUUUAGAGUACUAAAGUUUCUAAUUUUUUUUCCAGAAAACUUUGAGUUGUACAGCAGACUACCUGUCAGCUGUUCUGUUUGUCUAAACAGUUAUGAUUUAGCAAAAGUGGCACAAAUUACUUGGGUUUGUUUUUUAUAUUAUGUAGUUAGUAUUUUAAAGGCAUUAACAGGAAUCUACUUUUAGCAAUAUAAUGCUUUAUUUGGGAUUUUUGCUGUUCACUGUAAUAUGCACAGUAAGAAAACUACCUUGUAUUGAUCAAAUUUGUGUAAAUGUGGAAUUUCUUCAGCAGAAUAUUUAUGCUGAAAUUGGUAUAUGAAGAAUGAUUUUCUUAGAAAGGGAGAAAAUAGCACACUUGUAUGUGCUGAGCUGUUUGGUUUGGUUGUCUGUCAUAGUUAUGUUGCCUCUAGCUAGAGAAAUAGCUCUUGAAUAUGUUAGUCCACAAUGUUUAUAAAUUAACACAAAUGUGUCACAUUUAGAAAUUGCAUUAUGUUUAAUUGAGUACCUGAGAGAAUUUCCCAAGCUGUUUUCUGAACAGGGGCUCAAAAUUGCACUAUGAAGAAAAAAACUCUUCUAAAUUCUUCAGGACACUUUAAAAAUUUCUUCCAAACUUGAAUUCUUAAAUUGUGAAUGAGUCACUGUGAACUGUUUUUUGUUUGGUUGGUUGGUUGGUUUUUAAGAACAAGUUUUUUUCUCCUGUAUCUUUUGGGGUUUUUUUUAAGUGUACUUUAGGCUAACAUGAAAAAUAUUUUUAGUAAAAAAUAUUUACUGGAAAUUCAACUGAACCAUAAAGAAAGGUUGACCCUUAAUUUCUUUAAAACCUUAAUGGUUUGAACUUAACAGGCACAGGUACUCUACUCCAUGACAUAAUUUGAAGGUCAGCAGUUUUUUGUCAUUAAGGCUGUUGGGAUUGACUGAAUAAAGACUGAAGCUAAAGGAAGAAAAUGACUACGACUCUAUCAUGAAGCCAUUUUACCCAUUUAAAAGGAAUACCGACAUAGUGGCAUUAUUAUUCUUAGUUUAGCUUCCUAUCAUACUUUGUUUCCUAUUUCCCUUUCCCUCCUGUUCUCCUAUCCUUUUCUAAAAACUGUUAUGAAAGAACCAAACAUCUGAGUCAGUGACAGAUAAUAUUUUCAGAUUCAUUUCUACUCAGUGUAUUAAAACAGUCUAAGUUGGGCAGGAAA